AUGUCGAAGGUAAUGCGAAGCGUCAAAAAUGUGACCAAGGGCUACUCCAGUGUCCAGGUCAAGGUCCGCGAAGCGACGAGUAACGACCCAUGGGGCCCAACGGGAACCCAGAUGAGCGAAAUCGCCCAGCUGACCUACAACUCGUCUACCGAAUUCUACGAGAUUAUGGACAUGCUCGACAAGCGGUUGAACGACAAGGGCAAGAACUGGAGGCACGUCUUGAAAGCGCUGAAGGUCCUCGACUACUGCUUGCAUGAGGGUUCCGAGCUCGUUGUUACUUGGGGAAAACAGAAUGUCUACAUUAUCAAAACACUCCGCGAGUUCAUAUAUAUUGACGAGGAGGGUAGAGAUGUUGGCCAGAACGUUCGAGUUGCUGCGAAAGAGCUGACCACCCUCCUCCUGGAUGAGGAGCGCUUGCGCGCAGAGCGCAGUGAUCGUAGAACCUGGAAGUCGCGCGUGACCGGACUCGAAGAGUUUGCGCCUUCGCACCACGAGCCACAACCAAGACGUCAACACCGAGAGAGGCAUGCCGAUGAGGAUGAUGCAGAGUACAGGCUGGCUAUCGAGGCCAGCAAAUACCAGGAGGAGGAGGAUCGCAGGAAACGUGAGAGUCGACAGGGCGGUAACGACGACGACGAUGACCUGGCCAAGGCGAUCAAGCUUAGCAAGGAAGAGGAGGAGCUCCGGCGGCGAGAGCUGGAGGAGAGCAAUGCAAGCUCUCUAUUCGACGACACACCUGCGCAGACAUCGCAGCCACAGCCGACUGGCUUCAACCAGGGCUACCAGCAGGGAAGCGGAGUCGACUUCUUCGGCAACCCGAUCGACCAGAGCCAGAUGCAGACUCAACCUACCGGAUACAUGCAACAAAACCCGUAUGCUGGUUUCCAGACUCAACCAACGGGUUACCAGAAUGGAUAUUCAAAUGGAUUCGGACAGCAGCAGCCCACUGGGUUCGACCCCUACGGUCAACAGGCCAUGCAGCAGGCUUUCCAGCCACAGCCCACUGGCUACAACCCUUAUGCACAGCAGAUGCAAUCCCCUCAGGUCCAGUCACCCCAACCUAUUGAAUCACCUGUGCAAGCUGGUAGCAACAACCCCUGGGCUUCCAACCAACAGGCUCAGGCUAUCCGGCCGAUGCAGACGGGCUCCAACAACCCAUUCGCGCAGCAACAAGCCUUCUCGCGGCCACAGGCUUUCAAGGCGCCAUCUAUGCCUGCACUCAGCUCCCUACCCGAGCAGAAGACACUUUCGACGUUCAACCAAGUGCAGCCUCAGCAGACGUCAUUCACCCCACCGCCACAACAGCCACAGAGGGAGUUGAGUGAGCAUGAGCAGAGACUGAACGCUCUGCUCGCAGGUGGCGAUGGCAUGGAUACCUUUGGCAACACUGGCCAGCUUCGAAUACCGGCGCAGCACACUGCACCAGGAACAUUCGUCAACAGUGCUGGUGCUGGUGUAAACCGGCUCACGGCUGACGCUACUGGUAACAAUCCGUUCCUCCGACAGCAAUUCACGGGGAUGCCUACCGUCUCAUACGGAGGCAACCAGAUGCCGGCUGCAACCGGGCCAGCCGGUAUGAACGGUUUUGGGGCACAGGGGACGAAUAACCCCUUUGGUCGGCAACAGCAGCAGACGAACCAGGGUGAUUUGAUUCAGUUCUAG
This is a messenger RNA of Phaeoacremonium minimum UCRPA7, 1662 nucleotides long. RefSeq names its product putative enth domain-containing protein. Bases 1 to 1662 code for a protein of 553 amino acids. NCBI's taxonomy places the organism in Eukaryota, Fungi, Ascomycota, Sordariomycetes, Togniniales, Togniniaceae. Gene Ontology annotation, biological process: actin filament organization; endocytosis. The transcript has 4 exons. The record is from RefSeq and is a predicted model, not a curated record. Gene Ontology annotation, molecular function: phospholipid binding; clathrin binding. Gene Ontology annotation, cellular component: plasma membrane; clathrin vesicle coat; endosome.